GAGGAGCGCCGUCCGUAAGAGAAGGAUGAAUGGCCGCGCGGUCGGUUGCUCGGUCUGUCGGUCGGUCUACCGGUUGCGGCUCAAUGGCUUUCCGCUGUAUCAGAGCCAAAAAAUAACUGGAACGGGAGAGCGAGAGGGAGGGGGGAGAGGGAGGGAGGACGCCGAACAAGGGAGAGGAGACGCGGGCAGCAGCGCCCGGCUCCUCCGAAACUGGACACACGAGGCAGUGCCGCUGAGCGCGCCGGCUGCCAGUGACGAAGGUGUCCCGGCCAGGACAGCAGACACUACCCAGCCGCACGCCCGCUUUGACACUGCCACCGGGCCCACGUGCUAAUCGAGGUUCUCUCGAGAUACACCUCGGACUUCGCUCCUUCGAUCGAAAGACACUGCUGGGAGCAGCGGCCAGUCUAGCUCGCCCUUCGCCGAUCGUCGCUUGGUUCCCCGUGGGCGUGAAAUCCGUGUGAUUCCGACUCUCCCGCCCGUUUCCGAUUUCUUCACGGCGAGGAUUUUAGAAGUGGAGGCGGCAAGCGAACACCUGCGACGCGACUGCUAUUGCCCUGGACACACCGCGUGAUACAUCGUCAGUGGAGUCGACGUCUUGAUCCGAGCCAAACGGUUGGAGGAAAGGAGCGACCCAACAUCCGUCACCAGCAAAGGAAUAAGCUAGAGUGCCACAGCAGCAGAAGGGAGGAGGAGAGCCUCCGAUCAACAGCGACGUUUGGACCAGCUGCGAACCUGUCCGCGUCGUGGUUGGCAAACGCCACCGUGCAGACCGUCAUGAUCUUUCUCCGGUUGGGAUGCCUGCUGCUCCUCAUUGGCGCUGUGCUGGCAGGCGACGCAGAGCAGGGUGCGGCUGACCAACAGCAGCAGGUCGGCGUGCAGGAAGAGCUGAGUGAGCAGGCCUCCGAGAUGGAGACCAAGGACAACGGCGGAGGCGAGAACAAGGUGUUUCCUUCGCAGCACUACCAUGCACAGCAACAAGGAUACCCGAUCGACGCCAUUCCUAUCCCGGUACACCAAAUACCCAUACAAAGCGGCCACAUCAUCCUGCCGCAGCUGUUCAACAACGGACUUCAGCAGGGCGCCAUCCAUCUGCCACAGUGGGAGUCGAACAAACUCCAAAAGCCGCCUCAGCCAGUCUUUGAGCACCAACAUCAGUCAGCGCAGCAACAGCAUGAACCGCAGUAUCAGCAGCAACAGCAGCACGAGCAGCAGUACCAACAGCACCAACAGCAGCAGCAGCAGCAGCCACAGCAGGGGCACCACCAUCACCAUGCUUAUCCCGAUGUCCACCAUCAACCGACACAAGUUGUUCACCAUGGUGGUGGAGGUGGCGGUGGUGGUGGCGGCGGCGGUGCAUCUGAGGAGCAGCAUCACCAGUACAUAGAGAACCACAACGUGCAUCCGCAGCAGUCGACGGACUUGGCAACGCAGGCUCAAGGCCAGGAGCCGUGGCCACUGCCUCAACCCGAAAUGCCCAAGAUCGUCCACCUUGAUGUCAAAUGCGAGAAAAAUCUCAUGAAGGUAGUGGUCGAGUUCGACAAGCCCUUCCACGGCAUAAUCUUCAGCAAAGGCCACUACAGCUACGGUAGUUGUGUCCACUUGCCGGCGGGCUCAGGCCGCAAAAGCGUCUACUUCGAUGUAUCGAUCAACAGCUGUGGCACCAUUGGAAACACGCAGAAUGGCCUCUACGGUUAUGACGGUGGCAACUCUGGAACUGGCAGCUUCUUCGAGAACACCAUUAUCGUCCAGUACGAUCCACAGGUGCAGGAGGUGUGGGACCAAGCACGCAAGUUGAGGUGCACGUGGCACAACAACUACGAGAAGGCGGUUACUUUCAGGCCUUUCCCAGUCGACAUGCUCGACGUUGUGCGCGCCGACUUCGCAGGUGACAACGUAGGCUGCUGGAUGCAGAUACAAGCUGGCAAAGGGCCUUGGGCCAGCGAAGUAGCUGGCAUCGUCAAAAUCGGUCAGACUAUGACGAUGGUACUGGCCAUCAAGGACGACGAGAACAAAUUCGACAUGCUGGUACGCAACUGCAUUGCGCACGACGGGCAGCGGGCGCCCAUCGAGCUCGUUGACAGCCAAGGGUGCGUCGUGCGACCAAAACUAAUGAGCCGGUUCACAAAGAUAAGGAACUUCGGUUCCAGUGCGACAGUGCUGUCGUACGCACAUUUCCAGGCCUUUAAGUUUCCUGAUACAAUGGAAGUCCACUUCCAGUGCACCAUACAGAUCUGCCGGUAUCAAUGCCCGGAUCAGUGUUCGGCGCAGGCGACCGUCGACUCAUCGGCACCCGACAAGCAGGCGCUGUACUCUAACCAUGUUUCCCAGUCCGCUGGCCGGCCCAGGGAAGAGAGAGACGUUUCGUACCCCGAAGAAGAAGAGGAAAUGGCAGAAAUUGGCGUGAACAGAGUGAUUCGCGUUGUCUCAGCUGGUGACUUGGCAUUCAGCCUGGGUUCCAACGAUACCCACCCGGCUCCCUUAGUAAAAGAGGAGCAUGAAAGUUCCAUCAUAUGCAUGUCUGCGCCAGGAUUCGCGUCCGUCCUUGUAGUACUCCUGUCCCUCCUCGUGAUUGCCUGCUUGCUGUCCGCCUUCUUGUGGAUCAAGCAAAAGACGGCGAUGCGGCUUCCUAAAAGUCUUCCCUACGAUCUACCAGUGCUCAAAAAGGGAAAGCUCUAAUCUGGUUUGACUUAUAGGCUCCUGAACUAAUGACGAUGAACGAGAUUUUUUCUUUUUCCAGCAUCGCGAAAAAAUUUCACCAUUCGGCCUCUCCCCUCAAAACGGUGGAAUCGCGCAGCUUAAAAGCCCUUUCCCACCCGCAGCACGAUUCCACUUAAAUACUGCGAAGGGGCUGAAUGAUUAAAUUUUUGCAGGUGGCCUUACGACCCGCUGACACUGCGUAUUCGCACUCCUCAUUUUACCUUUCAUCACGCGAAUACUGCUGCUGGUCUCGGUGACUUAGCGAAUCCGCCUUGUCAGCGCGUCCGAUAACCGGGCCAAAAUGUGCCUACUUCUUUAAGCCAUAAACAUGUUUAACUUACAUUGAACAUUCAGGGAUCAUUCAUGUUCAUUUAACCACAUUUGAGUGUUAGCCCACAAAGACGCGUUUGUCUUCGUAGUUCUGCCUCACCAGUGUGUCUAGGAGAAACUGUAUGCUACCAUUACGAAACGACGUGGAAGUCGCUUAUCGGUACGUACAUUCACUUCGCUGACGUUUUCAUCACGCUCUGCACUUGUAGGAUUUACUCCUUAAUGGUAUUCACUCAGACACAGCGCGCGAGGAGGCCGACUCGCGUACAAUCUCCAUGACGGCAAGUCCGCAUGCAAGAUGGAUGCCUUAACAAGGCUGCUUUCGUCCGCUUAUACCAGAGUGCCAAAGGAAACGUGCAGGGACAGGCUAUGCGCUGUCCGCACUUACAUCAGUCGGACGCUUUGGAUCAAAGUAGCCCGUAACAGUGAUGUUUUUCUGUCUUCAGCCCGCUGCGCGUGAUCGCGCGCGAUAGUGGAGCGCACCGACCAGUAGCAAAAUUCCAACCCACGAGUCUGCCGCGGCCGGCCACAUAUUUGGUCGGGCGUGACAAAAUAAAUUUUGAACAGACUCACUUCACGUCCAUGCUGUUGUCACGUCACAUUAUUAACAUUUGCAGCAUUGACAGGUCGGGCUACAUAAAUGUGGCGUCAAAGGAUGCUCUUCCACCAGCCUCAAGCUAUGGCGAUGCACGGCUACAGACUCGCGAGCGAUGCUCAGACGAAGCUUUUUUAGGCGUCGCUCCCGGUAGCACAUCGCGAAACUCUACCGCAUAUUUCGUAAAAUCUACGACGAGAUUUUUUUUCUACGAUUUUACGAAUCUUGCGUGAAGUUUUACGAAACGCUCUUGAAAGGUGACAUGGUGCAAGAUUGAAAAAAGAAAUGUAUAAGUAAAUGCCUGCCGCCGCGUCGCUCGCUUUCGGCGGUUUCCUUAGUUCUGCAUAAAUUCCGUGGGGCGGCGCUUGUUGCCUUUUCAACUUAAAACCCCUUAAACUUCGUAAAGUACUGCCACGCUUUGAAGAAUGCCGCCUCCUCCUCGCGCGCUCUGGCCGAGGCCGACGCCGCGUCGCUAUUGGCCUAAUAGCAUCACGUGAGCCAUUUUGCUCGAGAAGCAUCUACGGAGUGGCGACGAGCACAUGUUGGCGCCGUUGCAACGCUCGAGCAGUGUAGGCGGCGCCACGGUCGAGGAGGGAGGGUGAAAGAGAUAAACGAGGAGGAUUGAAGGCGGAGGAGGAGAGUGUCACUACUUUACGAAGUUUAAGGGCCGAUUUACGCUCGAGCCGCCCAUCGCCGCAAGCCGCACCGCAAGCGUGCGGUCGCGCGAAAUAUUGCACGUAUCAAACACUAGUGCACAAAUUUCGGUUUACAAUGUGUAAGGUAUACACUGUGCACACAGUGUAAAUGGUAAUUUGUGCACAAGUGCUGGAUACGUGCAAUUCUUCGCGCGACCGCAAGCGUGCGGUGCGGCUUGCGGCGAUCGCACGCUUGCGGCGAUGGGCGGCUCGAGCGUAAAUCGACCCUAAGGGGCUUUAUUUCAACUUCCAGCGGCAGCGGCAGCCGAAUGCUUCUGCCGGCUCCAUGCCCUCCAGGCCUCUAAGGUAGCGCUCUCCAUAGGCUCUCUCCCCUCUUCUGCGUCGGCUCCCUCUACGCGGGGCCGAACUAGCAGACGUUCUCCGAAUCAAACGCUGUGGCUACGUGUCGCUCGCGCUUCUGAGGCCGUAUUUUGAUCGGAAUUUUUUUACGUUGUAUCGUGACUGGCUGCGGCAACAUCAAGAGAGGACGUCUGAAUGUUGACUUUCCUCCGCGCCUCGCUUCGCAGAUGGAAUCCAGAAGAGUCGCUUGCCGUCAGUUUCACGUGUGUGCAUCCCAAGGCACAGCAACACGGCUACGCGAACACGAAACUACGCUAGGAAAGCACAGAGGAGGCGCGAAACGUAGAGUCUGCGUGCGCCGCUCGCGAUGUUUGGCACCCCUAUGCCGGCGGAAGCGAGAACAAGCAAGAAAAAAGGUCGCGUGACGGCGUUCGGCCAAUGGGAGGGCCGAGCGUCGAGAGAACGCGCAGGGGAGGAGGACGGCGGCAAUCUUCAAAGGAUGGCGCUACUUCCGUUUUUUAUUGAGGGGUUUUACUGCCGGCGCAUCGAUAGUGCCGAUAUGCGGGAGUCUGCUAGCGAGCGUUCUGGUGGGCCUCCGAGACGGUAACAGUUGUCAUGGCAACCUCAGAGGCUGCAGCACGUGACCUAGGUUGCAGGCAUGCCCCAUAAACGGCGCUGGUUGCCUUUCGCGGAAUGAGAAAAGGGAGAGGGCACGGAACCGGGUUUAUAGCAUCACGCUGCAGGCAUCUGUCGUAAAGGAGGCAUAAAGGAGGUGAUGGCACUUGUGCUGCCCUCUUGUGGCAGCCCAAGAGGCCACCUAUUGCUACUUAUGCGCAGUGUCCGAAGGUAAUUCAGCAUUAAUAAAGUGCAUGUGUAUCUCAUCAAAGGCGUGCGCCAAGAGCAAACGCUUCAAGAAUGCUUACUAUGCACCCCCCCCCAUCCCUUUUUUCUUUCUUAUUGAGGCUGCAGGAAUUUUACGAAUUUUAAUGUUCACAGGUUGGCAGGUGUGCGAUAUUGAAAGUGAUAUGUGAAAAACAAUGUGAAAACUUAAUGGCCGUCUAGAUAAAUGACAGCACACCGCAAGCUUCUUGUUUUUUUACCAUGACGUCACUCUUCUUUCGUUUUCUUUACUGUGCACUAGGAAAUUGAACUCAUCAUGCAACAUAUUUUUAAGCACUACUCAAGAGUAUACGUGGGAUCGGUAUUAAAAUUAUUUUACCAGAACCAAUUUGGCAUGAAAUACACUGUACACUGCCAUUGUGCACUUAAUUAAGCAUUAACCACCCUCUCUUCUGCCCACCCCCCUCACUUUCUCCCACAAGAACAUGCAUGCCAUAGUUGACUCCGCUGACAUGGACAUUGCCUUCUCCAGGCAGCUGAGUAAACUAAAAAAAGCAGCUGCACCUUCUCUAAAUCCUGGCAGCAGCAACAAACUAAGGAAGGCAGUUGCAUUGAAACAGUUGAUGCUUUCGUGUACAACUGUUUCAAUAAGGGCAUACUUAAAAACACAAAACCCCAGUCACUUGCGUGAAAUGGCCGAUGUUGGAAUGUUCAUAGGCUGGAAUUAUUUGCACUUACAUUAAAUCCCUUUGCGGCACUUCAACUCGCCAUCUUUGACAAAUUCUGCCAAGAGUCUGAAUGCAGGGAUGUGUAUUAAGAGGUGGAUGUUAUCAAUCAGUGCAAUCCCUAUUGAAAGUUGCACAAGUA
Molecule: messenger RNA, 6327 nt
Organism: Dermacentor andersoni
Lineage: Eukaryota; Metazoa; Arthropoda; Arachnida; Ixodida; Ixodidae
Source: RefSeq, a predicted model, not a curated record